GCUAUCACUACCGCACUGUGAAGCCCUGAUCCCUGAGCUGACUUCAUAUUGUUACUUCUACAGAAAGCAUUGGAAAAUGGACUCGGACAUCUCACAAGCCUUCCAGAAAGAACUCACCUGCCUCAUCUGCAUUAACUACCUUAUAGACCCAGUCACCAUAGGCUGUGGGCACAGCUUUUGUAGGCCAUGUCUCUGCCUUUCCUGGGAAGAAGCCCAAAUCCCUUCCCGUUGCCCAAUGUGCAGGGAACCAUCACAGGCAACAGAUUUCAAAACCAAUAUUCUUCUGAAGAAUCUGGUGGCCAUUGCCAGAAAAGCCAGUCUCUGGCAAUUCCUGAGCUCUGAGGAACACAUGUGUGGGACCCANACAAUAUCAAAGAACAAAAUUUGGUUUUAUGAAUAUGAGAAGCUCAUAAAGAAUAUGAGGACUUUAUGGAAAAAGAUUCAACAAAAUCAGAGAAAUCUGGUUGUGGAAAGCAGAAUAAUAAGCCAGUGGAUGAGAUGUGAGGCCAAAAUGGCACAAAAGAGGAAACACCUAAAAGAAUUGUAUCAGGAACUGAUAGCAAUGUGCCAUAAACCAGAUGUGGAGCUGCUCCAGGAAAUCUUCCUUCCUACAAUCCUCAUCCUGCACUUCUCUAAAAAUCGAAAAGGAGCAACUUACCCACUGGACAUUUCCUUCAGUAAUGAAAUAACCAAUCACAACAUCAGGCUGUUCGACAAUGUGAGAAGUCUGGUGUUUAGACAUGUCCAUCAAGAUGCGUCUUUGAAUUCUGACAGAUCUAACUAUUUCGCUGCAUGGGGAGCCCAGAGCUUCACCACUGGAAAACAUUAUUGGGAGCUAGAUGUGAACGACUCUUGGGACUGGGCUCUAGGAGUCUGUAAGGAUUCUGGGAUAAGGGGGAAUAGCAAACUGAUUGGAUCUGGUGACAUGUUUCUUCUGUUAUGUGUGAAGGAGGGUAAUCAUUAUGGUCUCCUGACAACCUCCCCAAUAUUUCCUCACUACAUAGAGAAACCUCUGGGCAAGGUUGGUGUGUUCCUUGAUUUUGAGAGUGGAAGUGUGAGUUUUGUGAAUGUUGCCAAGAGUUCUCUCAUGUGGAAGUAUCCCACUGGCUCCUUCAAUUUCCCAGUCAGGCCUUUCUUUUGCACAGGGCACACAUGACCAGGGCUAAGUCAGGAAACUGAUGUGUGUCUGGGAACUCCGUAUCUAAGGGAGCCCUUUUCAGUUAAAGGAAAUCAGUAAUACGUCACUGUCUUUUAUGUUUUUUCUACUUUAAUGUAACCUAAUUUUAUUGCUGUUAAAAAUAAAGAUAGUGUUCAAUGCAAAAAA
This is a messenger RNA of Galeopterus variegatus (Sunda flying lemur), 1324 nucleotides long. RefSeq names its product tripartite motif-containing protein 43-like. Bases 77 to 1156 code for a protein of 359 amino acids. Gene Ontology annotation, molecular function: protein binding. The record is from RefSeq and is a predicted model, not a curated record. NCBI's taxonomy places the organism in Eukaryota, Metazoa, Chordata, Mammalia, Dermoptera, Cynocephalidae. The transcript is spliced from 7 exons.